This is a messenger RNA of Zasmidium cellare ATCC 36951, 1527 nucleotides long. RefSeq lists its product as uncharacterized. Lineage: Eukaryota; Fungi; Ascomycota; Dothideomycetes; Mycosphaerellales; Mycosphaerellaceae. The coding region runs from base 1 to 1527 and encodes 508 amino acids. The transcript has a single exon. The record is from RefSeq and is a predicted model, not a curated record.
AUGAAGGCUUUUCUGAAGAUGCCGACUUCCCUUCGCGAGGUCAUCGCUCAGGCGCGUCUGCCCACGUUGUCUACCAAGCAGCGGAAUGCCGAACCCACCGACGAGGACGAGGAUGCCAUCGCCCUGCUGCCGGACGAGGAGAAAGAUGAACCAUUACCCAAUAGGACACCUGCGAAUCUUUUGAAUGGACGAUCAAGACUUUUCUGGCUUGUCCUCGCACUCAUAGGCGUUGCAUUGCUCGCGGUUGCUUUACUGCUGCCUUCGAGAAAGAGGCCGCCGCCAGAGCCAGCGCCGCCUGAGGAACCACCUCAUCAGACGGACUACUAUUUUCACAUCGUUCUGCCCACGACUCAAAGCUCGGCGAACUUUUGCAAAACUCUGCUCAGCGCGGCGGUGCUCAAUCUGCCUACGCCAUGGCUGAUCAACUGGGACUGGAAUGGUGAUGCAACAGAGGAUCCUACCCUCUUGAAGCUGCGAACAACUACGGAGUGGCUUGAGAGAAUGCCACCGGAGCGCGAAGAUGACCCGGUGGCUAUCGUUGGGAAUGUGAAUGCCUGGUUUCAAGUGAGAUCUGAUGUCUUGCUUUCGAGAUAUCACAAGAUCCGCCGGAGGGGCGACCGCCAGAUUGAGGAGUUGUUCUCGAACAAAGUCGGAGGGACGCAGGGCUUGGAGACGAAGAUUGUGUUUUCAAGUGAGAAGGACUGUCAAUUGACUGCGGAGAACCAAAGCGGCUGUUUGGCUGCUGCUGCUGAAGAUGGCUCUCUGCACUAUCUGAGCACGAAUAUAGUGAUGGGACCGCUGAGGGAUAUUCGAUCUCUGUGGCAGCGGGCAAGACAAGAAGCAGAGCGGCUUGCAGAGAGUGAGUCGGUGAUUGACGAGAACAGGAUAUUUGCGCAGAUCUUAGGCGAACAAGAAAUGCGUCGAGGGACUAUGCGGAAGUCGGAGGCUGACGAGACUCCUGAAGAACGCGAGGAGGACUUCGGCAUCAUGCUCGACUUUGGUCGAGAACUAGCCUAUGCGGCAGAUGAGAAGUUAGAAGGAGUGGACUGGGUGAAGCAUAACGGAGAAGGAGACAAGAGGCUCUCCGUGCCAGACGACAUCGCCAUCUCCACACCACCAUUCUGGACAUUCGAAGCCUCCGGCGCGCUACCAAACACCCCCUGGUCCGAAGUACCCCUCCUCGCCGGCGUCCACGCCAAUAUCGUCCCAGCGCUCGUCCAGCGCGGUCGCAAAGCAGACAAGGAGCUAUCCAGCACUUGGUUCGAGAAGAUGUGGUUUCAGCCAUAUGGCCGGCAACUGCUCGACGCUUUUGCGCUGAUUCCCAGCGCGCCUCUUGCUGUGCUUAUCGAUGACGAGGGCAACCAACAGAGGUAUUGGAGUCCGCAUCUUGAGAAGGUCGGGGCGAAAGAUCAGGAUCUGGUUUUUCAUGAUUGGACGGAGUUGUGUGCGACGGAGCAGUUUAAGGAGGAUGUGGCCAGGGAGGUGUUUCUGGAUGGGAAAGGGGUUUGGGAGGAUUCCAGGCCUUGA